AAGCAACUAACUCCCUCGUUGUUUUUCUAUUUUGUCUUCCCCGCACGAUCCGAUCCGUACAUAAAACCAUCCCCUCUCUACCACACCGACAUCAUGUUUUUAAGAAAACAGAGAAAUUUUUUUCUAAAUCUGCAAUUAAAACCCCUCCAAAACUAUUUUGACUGGUAAUCAUUUCAAAGGUUUGUUUGAUUCACUAGAAGGAGAAGAAAAUGGGAAAAUUUGAUGCUAAAGAUGUUUGCUUUAUCGUUUGGAAAAUUCUUAGAUUCUCAACGAAAACAAUUUUCAGAUACGUGAAGAGAUACCCAAUUGUUUCUGGUGUUUCUACGUUUUUGAUCAUCUUGUACACUUUUCUUCCUUGGGUUUUCUAUUUUUUGCUCUGUUCUUCUCCUUUGAUAGCUUUUGCUUCGUUUUAUAUACGGAAUCAUGAUCUGAGUUCGAAGAUUUGUGAUGAAGACAAGAGAAAGGAUCGUGGGUUAUCUACGAUUUCUCAAGAGGGAAGAACAGAGAAGGCUAAGUUAAAGCAUCAACAAAGUGUUAGACGAAAUGCAAGAAGGAAAGUUGAAGAGGUUGGGAAAGAUUGGGAUUCGUCUCAAGCUAGUGAGGAUGAGAGAGGUAAGGUUAUUCUGACUACUCUCUAUGGAGAAGUAUUACCGGAGACGAUUACACCAGAUAUGGAGAAAUUCAAGAGAGAAAGGACGUUGCUUGUUGCAGAAGAAAACGUAUUUGACUCUGUUCUUGACAAUCACAGAGAUCUUGUUGAAUUAGAGAGGCUAAUAAGUGUUGAUGGUGAUGAUGAAAGUGAAGUUGAAUGUUCAUCAUCAUCAUCAUCGGAAGGAGAAAAGGAAGAAGAAGAAAGGCGUGAAGAUGUAAGCAAGGUUGUAGUGGCGUGGACAGAGGAUGAUCAGAAGAAUUUGAUGGAUCUUGGGACAUCUGAGAUCGAACGAAACAAGAGGUUAGAGAAUUUGAUUUCUAGAAGAAGGUCAAGGAGAUUUUUCUUACUUGCAGCUGAAGGAAGCUUGAUGGAUGAUAUGGAAGUUCCUCGGAUUUGUAUUGGUCGAAACUUUUAUGGUUUCGAUAAAGGAAACUACGAAAUCGAUGGACUUGUCAUGCCAGGCUCUGCACCUUCCGUUUUAUUACCAAGAAGAAACCCAUUUGACCUUCCUUACGAUCCGUUGGAAGAGAAACCAAACCUAACAGGAGAUAGUUUUCAACAAGAGUUUGCUGAGACUAACCCUAAAGAUAUCUUCUUUUGCCGCCAUGAGAGCUUCCAUCACAGAGCUUUUCCAUCAGAAUCUCAAAAUGAUUCUAAAUUUACGUCUUUGUGGAGAAAUGUAGUUGAUGGUAGGCCUAGGCCACUACAAGGUAGCAAUAAUCAGGAACCUCUAAUGAAAGAGAGAGAGAAAGGAAAUGAUAUGGAGGCAGGAGAGGUACGGAUAGAGACAGAUUCCAUCAGAAACGAUGAUAGUGACUCGAACGCAUCGCUUUCUCCACGAGAAAGAGAGAAGGAUUUCAAUGUCUCAGACCAAUCAGAUGCUUCUGGAACUUUCUGCAAACGAAAUGAUCGUGUUGGAAACUCUGUUGCGGGUUUAGUGCCUAGAAGCAGUGGUUCGAGUUCACUAGCAACCGCGAGGCAAAGAUACAUGGAGCAUUUUGGUUACAAUACAAGAAAAUGUCAUAUGGUGACACAUUCUGUUGACUCUGAUCUUCAAGUUGAGGUUUCUGAACUUGGAUCACCUCCAACUUCAGUUGAUGGUAAUGACUCUGAUUAUGAAAGAUCUCUGUUUGUUUAUGAAUCGGAGAUGGGAAAAGAAAUGGGUUAUAAUGGUGUGGAAUCUGAAGUCUUACUUGUGGGGAAAGAUGAUCAAGAUCAAAAUGAAACAACUUCUUUAGCUUCUCCAGAAAAUGAAGAAGCAAGAAACUUGGAGCCCACGGUUCCUCAAUCGGAUUCCGCUUUCUUCAAAAGAGAUGAGGAGUUGAAGGAACUUUCCGAGAACUCAGCUGAUGAGAUAAAGAUAAGUUAUGACUCUGACGAACAUGAACCAUCCGAGAGGACGACUGAUCAAGAAUUUGAAGAACCUUAUGAGAGAAAUGAUGGAGAAGAAAGGCAACAACUCGUGGAAGCUGAAGCUUCUGAUGUAAAUCAUCAUGGAAACUCUGAAGAAUCUGUUACUUCUCCAAGAUCAGUGUUACCAGACAUGUUACAUCUAGACCAGACUGCUUGGGAGGUUCUGGAUCAUGCAUCUAAUGGUCAGCUGCAAAAUGUGGAUCCACCAGCUGAAUCAUCUCAUUAUCAAUUAGAUGGACGUAUUUAUGCCACAGGAACAAUUCAGGAGAAUCAAGAGGGAUUUGAAGUAACAUUCAAUGAUGAGUCUAAUUCUGCAGAAGACCACAGACAGUCCAUCGAUCCAUUGGCUGUAGAACUUGAGAACAAUCAAACCGAUGGAAUCAAUUGAUGAAAUGGUAAGCUUGAGAUAAUUUCGUUAAAUAAAAUCAAAUUGUUUUCUUAUGAUAUUUAAGACUCUUAUAAGCUUUUGGUUCUUACUUUUACAAGGAACACAAUCUGAUUCUCUUUCCUUUGUUCUCCAGUUCCGAUAGCAUUUACUGAAAGUCAACAAAGAACCAAGUCAUUUUGGUUUAUAGACUCAAACACCAAAGAUAGUUGCAGAUACCAAAUUUACAGUGCUAAUAUGCAUUGUUAAAAAGGCGUAAUGAAUGAUAAGGUUUUCUGUAGAUAGGAAUUUUAUGUUUUUUGUCGUAUAAUAAAAUGUAUGUUUCAUACAAAAGUAUAGCGAGAGAGUGUAUAGGUUUCUUGUUGUAUGUUUUGCUUCCUUAGAGCGCAAGGCAUAUGAGGAGAUCCUCUUAAAUCAUGUUUGUUUUCUUCAGCUAUAUAUUUUCAAAUCCAACGGUUAACUAAA
This is a messenger RNA of Arabidopsis thaliana (thale cress), 2915 nucleotides long. RefSeq names its product dentin sialophosphoprotein. Bases 210 to 2453 code for a protein of 747 amino acids. The transcript has 6 exons. Lineage: Eukaryota; Viridiplantae; Streptophyta; Magnoliopsida; Brassicales; Brassicaceae. The record is from RefSeq and is marked reviewed.